AUGGCGGCGACUCUCAACACCCAGGAAAAUGGGCGCGGUGUGAAGCCGCGUCUUGAUGCCGAAUCACUCAAAGAACUAGAUUCGUGGAUACGGAAGACGAACAUCGCUGAACUGUCGCUGAAUGUCGAACGGCCAUGCGGCAAUCUUCUGCCAGUCGGCCGAUGCGAUACAAACCUGGUCCGGCUCAAGAUUUCGGACCCGGUUCCCGUUUCUUCUCCGCUCCGGAUUCCUGCAUCAAAGAGGGAAGACACGGUGGAUCUGUCGAAUUUAUUCAAGCAAGGGGAAAGACGAAUACUGAUCUACGGUCAUUCGGGCGCGGGGAAGACCACCUUGUGCAAGAAGGUCGUGCGCGCCUUUUACGGGGAGGAAAUGUGGCGAGACCUGUUUGUCAGGGUCGUCUGGGUCCCAUUGCGAUACCUGGUCAUAUGGAAAGGUCCGAGGUACGGUCUGGCGGAGAUGCUGCACCACAUUUACCGUCAACAAUGCCCAGGAGACACCUCUUCCUCCAGCGCUCCGCAACACUAUGAAGAGGGCUCCGCGUUCCGCGAAACCCUUUUCAUUCUCGACGGGCUUGAAGAAGUGUUGACCCUACUUGACAUGCAAUGCGAGAGCGGCCUACGUGAGUUCCUCCUCGCGCUGCUGAACCACACAGAUGUCAUCAUCACAACCCAGCCAAACACGCCAUACCCCUAUGAUCUUCGACCCCCCAACGUCAAAUUGGAGGCAACUGGCUGGAGUCUUCGUUCUGUCAUGGAUUAUCUGGACGAGGACGGCGUGCCGCGGUCCGUAUCUCAGGGAGUACAGUCUCUCCUCCGGAGAAGCCCGCUACUACAGGGCCUGGUUCGAUUUCCAGUCAUGCUAGACGCUCUUUGCUUUGUUUGGGAGGACACUCUCGCAGACUGCCCCCUCUCAGACACAUUCACCCAAGUCUACCAAGCUAUCACGGAGCGGCUUUGGAGGAAGGACCUGAAGAGAUGGAAGGAGUUGCUUCCAGCUUAUCCACUUUCUGCAAUAGAGGAGCACGCCAAGAGAGAGAUCCAACGUCUCGAAGCCAUGGCUUUCGUGUGGGCAUGCAGCAAUCUGGCUGGAUCUCAGUCAGACGAUCGAGACGCCAUUCGCCAACGCACCCGACCCGAGCCAGGCCAUGAGCCGUUUGAACCCUCCUUUGUCCUCAAGCCAUCGGCUCAAGGCGCCCAAUUCAUUCACCCAACAAUCGGAAUGUUCCUCGCCGCGAGCUACUUCGCCAGGCAAUGGACAACGAAGAAGGCUCUUUUCUCCGAGGAUGACAUCCUCCCAAACGCAAGAUGCAUCGAGACUUCUCCACUAGACUUCCUUUCCAGCAACAGAGACCUCGGGCAACUCAAUGUCAUGUGGCGAUUUGUUUCGGGGCUUUUGGAUGCGAAAGGGGAGCACGAGAUCAUCCCCUUCCUGGAUGCGAUCGGAAAGGAACCUCGCGACCUUACGGGGCCUCCCCGCGUGCGGCUGCUCAUACACUGUUUGAGCGAAGCGCUUCGAUUGCCACCUGAGGAUCGGAACUCAAGGGAAAGUCGAAUUUCAGGAUAUUUGAGACAUCGCAUGGAUUCGGCUAUGAUUGCAGCGGACCCAGAACUUCCCGACACCAUUUUGUUCGAUGUUCUACGCCAUACUCAUUCCAAGAAAGCUGUCAUGGGUGCUCUGGAGACCUCUGGGAGGCACCUCUCGGGUGAAGCUCUUGAAUUUCUCGUGGGUCUCGCGAGGACUUGGGAUUAUGAGGAUCGCAGAUUCAUUCACAGCGCUUUUCAAGUGAACAAUUGGUCCUUGACAGAAAAGGCUGAGGCCUUGGCCGUGGACUUAUUCGAAAAUCACGAAUACCAUAUAUCAUGCUUGGGUAACGAGGUUCUGAAAAAUAAGGGAUUUUUCGCGGAUACAACCGUGAAGGCUCUUGUGAAACUCUUGGAGCACGAGGAUUCGCGCGUACGUCACGGUGCCGCUGUAGUUCUGAGCGAGCAACCCAGGUUGCCAAGAGUGGCCAAGGUCGCUCUUCGUAAACUUAGAUACCAGGAGGAUCUCUUGGCUAAAGGACUGCGGCGUGGGUCAGCUUUAUCAAAGGCCGACGUCGAUGGCUUAGUAAGGCUUCUAAGGUGUGUUAAACGCGUGCGCGCCAACGCUGUUGAAGCUCUCCGCAACCAAGCGAAACUACCAGAGGCGGCUUUGGCCGGUCUUGUCAAUCUCCUCAAAGACGAAGACAACGACGUACAACGCCGCGCAGUCGCCGCUUUACAAUGGCGGACAACUUUGCCAGAGGCGACUAUCGCUGCCAUAGGGGAGCUUUUCGAGCAUAGAACCAGUCGCGUGCGCGCCAACGCUGUUGAAGCUCUCCUCAAACAAGCGAAACUACCAGAGGCGGCUUUGGCCGAUCUUGUCAAUCUCCUUCAAGACGAAGACAUCGAUGUGCAACGCCGCGCAGUCGGCGCUUUACAAUGGCGGACAACUUUGCCAGAGGCGACUAUCGCUGCCAUAGGGGAGCUUUCCGAGCAUAGAACCAGUCGCGUGCGCGCCAACGCUGCUGAAGCUCUCCUCAAACAAGCGAAACUACCAGAGGCGGCUUUGGCCGAUCUUGUCAAUCUCCUUCAAGACGAAGACAUCGACGUGCAACGCCGCGCAGUCGCCGCUCUACACUGCCAGACGUUUCUUCCAGAGGCGGCUUUGGCCGAUCUUGUCAAUCUCCUUCAAGACGAAGACAUCGACGUGCAACGCCGCGCAGUCGCCGCUCUACACUGCCAGACGUUUCUUCCAGAGGCGACUAUCGCUGCCAUAGGGGAACUUUUCGAGGAUAGGACUAGUCGCGUGCGAGCCAAUGCUGUUGCAGUUCUGAACAUGCAGCCAGUGUCAACUGUAACGGCUUGGGCCGCAGAUCUCGGUCUCCCGCGAGACGAAACUAUUCAACCAACGGCGAUUGUUGAUGCCAUAGUAAAGCUUUAUGAAGAAAGGGCCAGCUGUGUGCGAGCCUACGCCGCUAAAGCUCUGCAGAAACAAGCAAAUCUACCGGAUUUGAUUGUGGCCGCUGUUGUAAAUCUCUUUGAGGAUAAAAACGAAGAGGUGCGAAACGAAGCCGCCAAAGUUCUCUAUAAUCAGUCGACUCUAUCGGACACAAUUCUGAACCGCAUUGUCGAACUUUCCAAACACCAGAACCAGCAUAUACGAUCGGUUGCCAUUACCGUGAUACGACAUGCCGAAGACGCAAGGACUGGGCCAGACUUGGCUGCGGUCGCCCUCGUUUGA
Molecule: messenger RNA, 3261 nt
Organism: Colletotrichum abscissum
Lineage: Eukaryota; Fungi; Ascomycota; Sordariomycetes; Glomerellales; Glomerellaceae
Exons: 1
Coding region: 1-3261 (1086 amino acids)
Molecular function (GO): oxidoreductase activity
Source: RefSeq, a predicted model, not a curated record